ACCUAAUUGGUUUUCAAAUAGAAGAAGAAGUAUCCAUUUAGUACUGGUUAGAUCAUUUAUUAUGUUGAGUGCUAGAGUAGGAGCCCCACGUAGACUUACCGCAGCCGCCAUUUCUGGUGCUGCGCGUCCGGCCAUGACUGUCAGAACUGUAUACACCUCAGUUCUUGACUCUGACAUUAACAUCACCAAAAACGGUAAGGUUAACAUUGCUGUUGGUCAAGGUGGUCGUUCUUCCCGUACCGGAUACACCGCCACUGUGUUUGGUGCCACCGGUUUCUUGGGUCGUUAUUUGACCUCCAAGUUGGCCCGUCAUGGUACCACCACCAUUGUCCCAUUCAGAGACGAUAUGAAGAAGAGAUUUCUUAAAGUUACUGGUGAUUUAGGAGUGGUAAACUUUGUUGAAUUUGAUGCUCGUAACGUCAAGUCUAUUGAGGAAUCCGUUGCUCAUUCCGAUAUUGUUUUCAACUGUAUUGGUGCCGAUUAUAACACCAAGAACUUUUCUAUGGCUGAUGUAAACAUUGGUUUAACUGAAAGAAUUGCAACUGCUGUUAAGCAAGCUGGUGUCCCAAGAUUCGUACACGUCUCUUCUUACAACGCUGAUCCAAAGAGCGAAUCUGUAUAUUAUGCCACCAAGGGUCUUGGUGAAGAAGUUGUUAGAGACAUUGUACCAUCUGCCACCAUUGUUAGACCAGCACCAAUGUUUGGUCGUGAAGAUAAACUUUUGAACUAUUUGGGUCCAAAGUUGAAGAUGUGGACUCCUAAUAAGAAUGCAAAGGAAAUCUACCCAGUUCAUGUCACUGAUGUUGCCUAUGGUUUAGAAAAGAUUGGUUUCGAUGACAACACUUUGGGACAAACUUUUGAAUUGUUUGGUCCAGAAAAGAUGUCCUUCUUGGAAAUCAGACAAAUGAUUGCUGGUAUCACUCAAGAUUACGCCCAAGUUGGUCCAAUAGACUACCGUUUUGCCGACUACACCAUUCCUCUUCCAUUGGCUAAGCUUGUAGCUGAAGUUAAACAACUCGCAUGGUGGAACAUGACCAACCCAGAUCAAAUCCAAAGACAUUUGAUCAACCAACAAAUUGACACAUCUGCCAAGACUUUCAAGGACUUGGGAAUCACCGAAAUUGACCAAUUGGCCAAUGUUUUGUUCACAUAUGUCAAGCAAUGGAGACAUCCAUUGAUCUCUCAAAUGACUGCUCCUUCCGCCAAGGAAUUGAAGAGAUUGAGAGAACUCCAACAUUUUACUUAGUGUAGAUUUUGCAUAAACGAUUUAUAAGAAAA
This is a messenger RNA of [Candida] anglica, 1278 nucleotides long. Lineage: Eukaryota; Fungi; Ascomycota; Pichiomycetes; Serinales; Debaryomycetaceae. The record is from the annotation of a GenBank genome assembly.